Molecule: messenger RNA, 1992 nt
Organism: Penaeus vannamei (Pacific white shrimp)
Lineage: Eukaryota; Metazoa; Arthropoda; Malacostraca; Decapoda; Penaeidae
Source: RefSeq, a predicted model, not a curated record
GUUUCCGAAGCGAAACUGCGAAGCAUAUGAAACUUCUCGUGAACUCGAUCUGAACGAAGCAAAAACCAAAAACCAAAAACAAAAACGGAAGCCCCAGUAACCUCCAUUCCCAAAACGAAGACGAACACUGACCAGAAGGCGUAAGAGAGAGAAAGAAAAAUAAGAAGAAAAAAAGAAAAUAAACAACCAAGAGAGGAAUUCGUGUGAAAAUCUAGCGCGUAUUUGCUGAAAACUUUCCCCAUUAUACCUGCACGUGUCUGCUGGGGGGGAAUCGGCCGUGACGUCACACCCUCGCGUCGUCUGCAGCUCCCGGGUCACGUAGUCGCUGUGACGUCACCAUCGCGGGCGGGUACACCCAGGUCAAAGUGGCCGGGCCGUCAUUGCCUACCUGGACGUGGCGGCGAGAAGGUGUGCGCUCCAAGUACCUCCUUCGUGUACCUCCUUCGUGUACCUCCUUCGUGUACCUCCUUCGUGUACCUCCUUCGUGUACCUUCUUCGAGACUCGCCCUUGUGUCUCGUGGAGAAUUUUCUUGAAGUGUCGGUGAAGAAAGUGUAAUUGUUUGGAGAAGGAAAAUAAGGUGUUUCUUAACUCGAUAUAUAUUUUUUUUCCUUCGAAUAACGUGGUCAAGGAGUGUUAUCUGGAAUUCCUGGAAUUUUUUUGGAAUCUCCUUUCGAAGACAUCAGCAUGGGAAUCCUCAGAGUGAUGGCGGCCGGGAUGGUGCUGUUGGUGAUGGCUGAAGGCAGCGCCCUCCGCCAGCAGCCCCUCCAGCAGCUGGCCGGGAACGAGCUGCACCUCGCCCCCCACCCGCCGCUGCCCCUCGAGAACGGCAUCCACGACGACCACCCGAGCGCCAAGUUCUUCCAGGACAUGGUCGACCGGAACAUCGAGCUCACGGCCGUCGAGUCCCACUUGACGGAGCCUGGCAUCUCCGAGCCGAAGGAGGAGGUCAAGUCGGGGCUCUCGCAGGUUCCCGAGACGCCCGAGACUCCGAAGGCCGGGCUCUCGCAGGCUCCCGAGACGCCCGAGAAUCCGAAGGCCGAGAGCGAGGUUGCGAUCUCGACCUUCCCUCGACCCCAGACGAAGAAGGUCAUCGCCUUCCUCCUGCCCCGGAAGACGACCACCCCCGCCGACAAGCCCCACAGCCGCCAGAAGCGCUUCCUCACCAAGACGGGCAAGCUGAGGACCAUCGUCAUUCCCCUGAGCAUCUUCAACUUCCUCGGGUUCCUGCCCAUGCGCGUGCCCGGCCUGCCCUACCACAGCGAACUCCCGCCGCCAGACUACACCUACUACAACACCAUCCACGAACUGCCCCAGAGAAGAUACAAAUACUUCGAGAAAUAUUAUUAGUCGUUAUGCCAUCGCUGUGUAAAUAGUUCCCCCUCACUUGUUGUUAACCUGGAUAAAGUAUAGCUGUAGAUGAGUGUGUGAUAUAAUCUGCAAGAAUGAUGAAUGAAGAGAACAAGAGGAAAUCUGGACGAGCUUCGACUGACGAUAAAAAGAUGCAACUAAUCAACAAAAUUCGGAAGGGAAAUGCAGUGAAUAAAAGUUCUCGCAUUUCCAGCUAACAGUCGCUCCGUAUGGGUCUGCAGAUGCUCAGUAACGCAGGAAUAACGAACUCAGUGACAUAAGAAAUAUUAUAAACAGAAGACGUGAAGAUACUAAUUCUUAAACCCCUCACGAUGGCGACCAAGUCGUUUAUCGUCUUUUCAAAUACGAGUUUGAACUGUACAGUCUCUAAACUACUUCAAAACUCCAGAAAUACUGCACCGAUGGCUACAGAUUAAGCUACAAUAUCUCUCUGAUUUUAUCAUUUCCGAACUUUUUUGAUCUUGGAGCAUCAUCUUAAAUAAAAAAAAAUAAUACAUCUCAAAAACUGAGGAAAUUGUGAUGUUAAAUAAACAGAAGAAACGAGUGGAUGCCGAGAAACAAAAAAUAUCAACUAUGGAGACAAUGGAGGAAAUAGAAUAGUACCCCUGAUGUGAAAGGUAAGA